CCUGGGUGCUUGGAAAUGAGCUCAGCGAAUGGUGAAAAGGCAUUGCAUAUCAUUGGACACCCUCUGAUUCUAUGUGCCCCGGCAACUCCAAAGCCACCCAGGAAGCCAUCAGGUGACCUUGACCUGGCAGAUUUCUUUGAUACCCUCCCAGAGACAACAACCAAGCCAGCAAAGACCACUGCUAAGCCCCCAAAGAAGUCAGAAGACAUCAGUUUAUGGGAUGCCAUCCGCACCACCACCACCAAGCAGCCGAAAACCACAAAGGCCCCACCCAAAAAGCCUCCAGCAAAGGAUCCUAUGGAUUUCGACCUGUCUGAUGCCCUUGAUGAUGGGAAUGAUGGAAAAGGAGAUGGAAAAGGAAGUGGGAAGCCUGGCGAAGGCUCGAAAGGUAAAGGUAGCCCUUCACGAGGUGGAAAAUCGGCCAUUUCAGAUGCUGACCUGAGUGGUAUUUUGGACGACGGCUACCACCCUGACAAGAAGAAAGAUGGUGGCGGCGGCAGCAAUGACUAUGACACAGGAACUGUCGCGGAGACUGGGACCAUUGCGGGCAUAGCCAGUGCUCUCGCCAUGGCCCUUAUUGGCGCCGUGUCCAGUUACAUUUCAUACCAGCAGAAGAAGUUUUGCUUCAGCAUACAACAGGGGCUUAACGCAGAGUACGUGAAAGGAGAGAACAUGGAGGCAGUCGUAAGUGAAGAACCUCAAGUUAAAUAUUCAGUCCUAGAAACACAGUCAGCAGAACCACCACCCAAACAAGACAACGCGAAGAUCUAAAGCAUGACCUGGGGCUGGAAAAGAAUCAGUCAGCAGUAAAAACAUACAGACAUUUCACAGGCUUGUAAUUUAGCUUCUUUUUUUUAAAUUUAAUUUGGAUCCACAGCUA
Gavialis gangeticus (Gharial) is the source of this 880-nucleotide messenger RNA. It is a transcript of the gene CD99L2, whose product is annotated as CD99 molecule like 2. The coding region runs from base 16 to 771 and encodes 251 amino acids. The transcript has 12 exons. The record is from RefSeq and is a predicted model, not a curated record. NCBI's taxonomy places the organism in Eukaryota, Metazoa, Chordata, Crocodylia, Gavialidae.